Molecule: messenger RNA, 1204 nt
Organism: Chaetomium strumarium
Lineage: Eukaryota; Fungi; Ascomycota; Sordariomycetes; Sordariales; Chaetomiaceae
Exons: 2
Coding region: 61-1071 (336 amino acids)
Source: RefSeq, a predicted model, not a curated record
CACACGCUCUUUUCCACUGUACUUCACCCGUCCCAGACUUCUUCAUCGCCCUUCACGGCUAUGGCCACAUACUACAGCCUCGACAAGGCGAUCAGCUCAUUUUUCAAAUUAAACACAACGGUGACAAGACAGCAAUGCGAUGAGUUCGCACUUUCUCGUGCCGGUGAGCCAGUCAAUCCUGUGCAGCUACAGGGAACGUUCAGCUACACUUUGACGGCGGGGAGUGACGCAUCCAAGCUCUUCCAGUUUCGUGUCCAGGACUCCUGCCUCGACAUGGACAGUAUAACCCUGGCCAAGAAAAUUCAUCCGCAAUUUGUACCCAGCUGCAAGUAUCUUGGAAUUAUUGGCCAAUCCCGACCCCUUCACAUUUACGAGAUGGACAACCUUCCCGGGACCACGUACAUCAUGGCGCGCGAUACAUCUGUCAUACAGCCACCAGACGCUGUUAUCCGGCAACGCAACACUGUGAGCGACCUCGCGAGCUUCUUUGCUCAGUCAUGGAACGGAAGUCAACAGUUAUCCCCAGACGAUACCGCUACACUGCUGGCGGAGUUUCAACUCAAGCUUGACCAUCUUGCUCGAUCGCUACCGUCGCGAUUUGUGCCAACCUUGGACAGAGCUCGCAAAGAUCUCCCACCACUCUUCUCAGGGAGACUUCCUUUCGUCCUUGGUCACGGGGAUCUCUGCGAGAUGAAUCUCCUGAUAAACUCCAAGACUGGCAACAUCACGGGGAUUGUCGACUGGGCCGAGGCCAGGAUCCUUCCCUUUGGUUUUUCUUUGUGGGGGCUCGAGAAUAUUCUUGGGUACAUGGAUUCUAAUGGGUGGCAUUACUAUGAUAAUUGCCACGAACUGGAGGAUCUCUUUUGGCAAACCUUCAAGAGAGAAGCCAGAAAUGCCUCGAGUUCUGAUUUGCAGUCCAUCCGCGCUGCGAGGAUGAUCGGCUUAUUCUGCCGGUAUGGCUUCAUGGUGGAGGGCAAAGCUGUGAAAAGGGUGGUGGAGGAGUCCGAUUUUUCUUAUAUGGCGUAUCUUAAUGCAUUCUGCAUGGCUGAUAAAUGGACUACUAUAGAUUGAAAACCGGGCCUGGAGAGAGAAAGCAAUGUAGUUGAUGCAAAAUUCUCCGAAUUCUCUUAGCACGUGCGUUAUACUAUCUUCUCACCAAAUGCAUUGGCGAACGAGAUAAAAUGCCACUUAGCAGACGAUACCC